Molecule: messenger RNA, 2244 nt
Organism: Brenthis ino (lesser marbled fritillary)
Lineage: Eukaryota; Metazoa; Arthropoda; Insecta; Lepidoptera; Nymphalidae
Source: the annotation of a GenBank genome assembly
AUGAGACUAAAUUUUGGAAGAGGCCACACGUUGGACGAUCGAUCGGACGACCCGUCGACUUAUUCUCAUCACGUUAUGUCUGACAACGGGACAACUGCUGUAUCAAGGGCGUCUACACCCCGCCCGGUAACCGAAAGUCCAGUAAACGCACCUCUACGUUCAAGACAUGAUCAGUUUCUGGCAAAUUCUUCCGAGAGAACACAACGGCCUUCAUCAAAUGGUCGCAACCCUAAUGGAAACUUUGAAUCACCCCCUCUACCUUACCAUCGUCAGAUGACUACGGGAUCUCUUCUUGCAUCAACUCAUAGAGAAUCGUCAGCUUUUGUACCUGUAGUGCCAACAAGAGCCAUGCAUCCGGUUAUGUAUCCUAAUGACAUGCACCCUCCACUGAUGCCAUCCGAAAUAAUAGAAAGAGAGCGAAUGCUAGAGAGGGAUAGAAGCGAAUCAGCAAAAGGAUCACCGGACAGAGCACCAAGCAAUUUCUCAAAAAGAAACUCAUUUGAUCUUAUGGCUAUGAUGGUGGAAAAAAGAAAAGAGGUUGCGCUAAGAGAAGCUGCAGCAGCAAUGUUGCUUCCUCAUCAUAGAACUUCAUCUAUGGAAGGCAUGAUAUCAGAUGGAUCAUCUCAGCCUCCAAUUUAUGGUCCACCAGGUGCCUUUCUUGCAGCACCAGGCCCAUCGCCAACAGCUGCUAAUAGUUUCACCUUUCCUGGUGCUGGCUUGUUUCCUUCAGGGGCAGGUCCUCACCAGAUGCAUCCUCAUCUAGAUAGACGGCUAUUACGAGCCCCAGGAAGAGCUUCGAGGCCCAAGAAACAGUUUAUUUGUAAAUUCUGCAAUCGUCAAUUCACGAAAUCCUAUAAUUUGUUAAUCCACGAAAGAACCCACACCGACGAGCGUCCAUAUUCUUGUGAUAUAUGCGGAAAAGCGUUCCGAAGACAGGACCACUUGCGUGACCAUAGGUACAUUCAUUCUAAAGAGAAGCCAUUUAAAUGCACAGAAUGUGGAAAAGGAUUCUGUCAGUCCAGAACUUUGGCGGUUCACAAGAUACUUCAUAUGGAGGAGUCACCACACAAGUGUCCGGUAUGCAGCAGAAGUUUUAAUCAACGAUCUAAUCUGAAGACCCACCUAUUAACACAUACUGACCAUAAACCGUAUGAAUGCAAUUCAUGUGGCAAAGUAUUCAGAAGAAAUUGUGACUUGAGACGUCAUGCUCUUACUCAUGCUGUUGGAGAUGUCCCAACUGGAGACGUUUUAGAUGUAGGUGAAGAAGAUAUAGGAAGGCCAGGAUCCCCUAUUGAACCAGGAUAUGAUGACGAUGAUGCAGAACUUUCAUCUCCAGAGCAUUCACCAGUAAGAAGAGCACGUUCUUCUUCAAUUGAAAGUAUUGGGAGAGAAAGAAGUGAAGAAAGGCCACGAGCUAUUUCUCCCUCUCCAGUUGAACGUACGCAUUGCCACCACAAUGAACCAAGAGACAGAGCAAGCCCAUAUACAAUGCGUCCGCAGCAACAAGAAAAACAUCGAAUGGCAUCUACAGAUUUAUAUGAAAAACGAAGAUAUACUACCGAUGAAAUUAUGGAAAAAGAAAUGCGUUACACGGACAUUCCCGAGCAUCAAAUAAGACAUCCACAACUCCAAAUUCGUCGUGAUUUACAUCAAGUUGUCCCUCCAGACCCUGCUAAAAUCAGUCAAAUGUCAAGCCCACCUAUAGAUCCUGGGCCUACUGGAAUGUACUUAAGUCCAUUUAGAAAAAGAAGUCAUCCACCUGAUAUUGGAGAAAAUGUAAGGACUUGCGGAGCUGUGUUCAGGAGCCGGUCACCAGAACCAACAAAUUUAACAAUGCCUAGACCACCAUUGGCCAGUAGUGAAGUCAUGGUGGGUAUUCCCCCGACAAUUAUGAGCAUACCAUCAUAUCAUAAAUUUGGUUUACCAUUGCCCCCGCCACAUCCUCAAAUUGCUUAUGGACCUAUGCCCCAUACUGUGUUAGGUCCACAACAAACAGUCGCUCAAGAUCUAAUAGUUAAGCCCGCUCCGCCUAAAGACACAGUACCAAGUACUUCUACUAUCGUCACUUCUUGCAAAGACUCAUCACAAGCUACUACAAAAGAAAAUCUUGACACAGAUUCUAAUUUGAUUGCAAAUGGUAUUAAAAAUAUAGUGGGCAUACAACCAAACUCGAAUCCCAAACCAGGGACGAGUCAAGCGAGUGCGCCUAAAAAAGGCUUUAGCAUAGAAGAUAUUAUGAGACGU